AUGGUUGAAGGUCAGUUCGGGCUGCAUGUCAGCUUGUUGAUGGAAGGGUGCCUUAAUGCAGACUCGUGUUUGUGUCCUCCUUUAGGUUCUCACGACUCCUUCAGUUUCUACAUUGAUGAGGCAUCCCCAGUGGGCCCCGAGCAGCCAGAGACAGUGCAGAACUUUGUGUCUGUUUUUGGUACAGUAGCCAAGAAGCUAAUGAGGAAAUGGUUGGCCACGCAGACUAUGAACUUCACUAGCCAGCUGGAGGCCGGGAUCCGUUUCUUUGACCUGCGCAUCUCCACCAAGCCCCGUGACCCCGACAACGAGCUGUACUUCGCCCACGGGCUCUUCAGUGCCACGGUCCGCGAGGGUUUAGAGCAGAUCAGCAGCUUCCUAUCAGCACAUGCCAAAGAAGUCGUUUUCCUGGACUUCAACCACUUCUACGGUGUGCAGAACCUGCACCACGAAAAGCUGGUGGCCAUGCUGAAAGAAGUUUUUGGAGAAAAACUCUGCCCAGUGGUUUUUGCUCAAGAGGUGACUCUGAAGUAUCUUUGGGAGAAGGAGUACCAGGUGCUUGUCUUCUACCACCACCCCAUGGCCCUGGAGGUUCCCUUCCUGUGGCCCGGCCAGAUGAUGCCUGCUCCGUGGGCCAACACCACCGACCCAGAGAAGCUUGUUCAGUUUCUCCAGGCGUCUGUAACUGACCGCAGGAGGAAGGGGACGUUCUUCGUCUCCCAGGUGGUUCUCACACCAAAGGCAAGUACUGUGAUGAAGGGCGUGGCCAGCGGACUGAGGGAGACGAUAACGGAAAGGGCGUUACCGGGCAUGAUGCAGUGGAUCAGAUCUCAAAGACCCGGGGAGAAUGGCAUCAACAUUAUUACAGCCGAUUUUGUCGAGCUCGGUGAAUUCAUCAGCGCCGUCAUCAGCCUCAACUAUCAUCACCUGAAUGAAGACGAAGAUGACGACGCAACCUGAGAGCCCACGUUGGGACACCAGAGAGCGCAGCUGCCACCACCGGAUGACGGGUGUACUGGGCUCUGCUCUCAAUCUACGCUCUUUGGCAUUUAUUUCAGGAGGGAAGCAAUGUUGCGGCUCCUUUCUCUUUAUUUAGGGCUAUAGUGGACUGAGAGACCAGGGAGGAUGGAGAAGAGACCAAGAUUAGGCUGGUGGAAAAAAUACACUGAUGUUUGGUUGGAACACCAUGAGAAUGAGGUUAAUUUGUUUCCUAUUUUUGGGAUCAAGACCUUUUUUUAUUUCCAGAUUUAGUGGUUAUUUAAGUUACUCCCUCAGCUGUAAAAAUAUCUGCUUUUCCCUCAAAUAUACCGUCUUCAGGCUCGCAACCCCGUCUAACACAGGUUUUCAGAGCAUAAUUACCUUCAACUGAUUUUACUUUUACAUCCGUCUUGAUAUUCUAGUGAUAACAGUUUUGCCACAGGGUGUUUUAAAUAAAUAUGUGUAACUGAAAUCGUUGGCUCGUAAAUUGUAGCUAGCUCUCGUAUGUCCCGUUUGAAAAAUCAGUCCAAGUGCAGUCUUUUUAUUUAUUUAUUUUUUGGUUAUUUUUCAGACAAUAUGCAUCCCCUUUCAUGUCACUCACUGCAUGUGUUUUUCAAACUCUCCUCCUGAAGUUUGGCUGCAGAGUGUCAUAAAAAUGUGGUGUUCCGGUGUGUUUAUUCAUUACACUGACAAGAAAAUCAUUUCCAUAUUUGUCCUCCAGCAGUAAUCUCUCAUUGAGGUUUUUACUCAGUAGCGAUAUGCACUGUAGUUGGAAUUACAGCCGAGACAUUUAUCAUCAGGCAGCUGUGGAUUGAUUGAUAAAAACCGUGGAUUCGCUCAUUUAUAACCACACAGGAAGAGAGAGCCAGAGAGCAUCUUGGCUAACAGGGGAAUAAUAUCUAUGCUGUUGGUGCAGAUAUAUUUUCUCCAUCUGCAUUUGACAAUAAUUUCCCCAUUUUCAUAACAAGCAUCUACUUGCUCUGUUAGAAAUGCACUUAGAUGCACUUAUUCCCUCAUUUCUAAUGGUCAAAACAUCCAACUGUUUGUUCUACAACAUGGUGGAUUCUAAGUUGCGAUAGCCAAGUGUAAAUGAUUAUAUUUUGGUACAUGACUGUACCCACAGUCUGCCUUUUUUUUGGGACUAACUUGACCCUUGUAUGUUUGUUUGUGUUCAUUUCUGUACCGCAGCACGUGAGUCACUGUGAGAUGUUCUCCUUCAUGAUAACAGGUGAUAACACUUCUUAGCAGUCACUUAGCAACUUAAUUCAAGUCAGAAAAUUAUAAACAUGUUAGAUUAAGCAGUCCAAAUGUGGCCACUGUGCUUUACGAUGAGUUUAAUUUACAGAAUUUUGUGUCACAGAUUGAUGGUUAAUAAAAAAUGGUAGUUAUGAAGCUCAGUAAAAUACACUACACCUUAUCAGGAUUACAUUUAACACAUUUCAGAGUGGUUUCAGUUAAUCUCAGGCAAAACAAAGCUACAGAAAACAUUUUUCUAACCCUUUUGCUUUAAAUUUCACACAAUUUAAACACUAGAGUUGCUUUACACAUACUUAAUUGCCUAAGCUGACAACAAACAGUCUGGGAAUGUUUGAGACGAGUUGCAUAUCACAUAUGCAAGUCAACUGAAUGACUAAUUGGUGUGUCAUUCAGUACGGUAAAAUCUGACAUAAAAAGUUCUUCCACUGCUUUAAUAACGUUAAAUUACACGUGCAGAGAAGGACAAAUGGACACGGCAACAAUCUCACGUUUACUAUGGACACCAAUGUAAAGGGUAAAAAACAUUCACCUUGUUGAAAUCCCAGGUUUUCAAGAUCAACAAAUUAAUAUCCAUAGCACACAGUGUUGCAUUGUAAUAACAUACUUGAAGACAGAUCAUAUUUUUUCAAAACUGACUGUGCAAAACUAAUUUGUAAUGAGUAACCCAACCACAGGUGUAAUGGUUAGGUUGGGACGUCCCUACAGCUACAACAUCUCCAGGGUUUUACACAAUAUGCAGGAAAAUAAUCAUAUUUCUUUUCUUUUAACAUGAUUAAAUGCCAUGGGAAUGUGAACUCUUCUGGAAAAGGAUGUAAGGAUGUUCUGGUAAAGUUUGGUAUUUAAAAAAAUGUUACUCAGCUUGAAUUGCUGAAUGUACGUUUUGUGAGUAAAUGUAUCAUUUCUUAAGAAGUCUCUUCUGAGUGACAGAGUUUCAGCCUGACAUGUUAGUAGUAUCUGCUCCAACACUUUCACUUCUGUGUGGUUCUGAGUUAUGUCAGACAUUUUAUAUUGUGGAACGUUUCUACAUUCUGUAACUGCAGAAAAUGUGCAAAUUACUAAAGCAUUCUCCUAUAACCGGUAUCUUAACUGAGCUGCUGUUAAUUUUCAAAUCUCUUUCGUCCUUCACUUUGUGCAUGAAUGAAAAGCUUCUAGAGUUCAUCAGGUUUCUUUCCAUCUACAUCGAUUUCUACAUUAUUACCCUGAAGAGCACGUGGUCAUUUUAACUGUAAAUGUUUCUAUCCUUUAAAGUGAAAAUCUAAUAAUUUUUACUUAUUGCACUGCCAAAAUCCCCACUGAAGAGAAGGUUGCAGAUUGUGUUGUAAGGACAUUUGUGUCUUCCCUUGGUCCAAACUGUUGUCAUUGCACUUGUUUUUUGAUGUGCAAAGAGUCCUUUGGUGUUGUAAAAAUCCAAACCAUGUUGCUCAAAUUAAAGUGACUCUGUUCUGUGUGGAAAAUGGCCAAUCAAAUAAAGCUUCUAUGCCUUUGG
This is a messenger RNA of Poecilia latipinna (sailfin molly), 3718 nucleotides long. RefSeq names its product phosphatidylinositol-specific phospholipase C, X domain containing 3 (gene plcxd3). Gene Ontology annotation, molecular function: phosphoric diester hydrolase activity. The record is from RefSeq and is a predicted model, not a curated record. The transcript has 6 exons. Gene Ontology annotation, cellular component: synapse. Bases 1 to 957 code for a protein of 318 amino acids. Gene Ontology annotation, biological process: lipid metabolic process. NCBI's taxonomy places the organism in Eukaryota, Metazoa, Chordata, Actinopteri, Cyprinodontiformes, Poeciliidae.